This is a messenger RNA of Trichoplusia ni (cabbage looper), 1129 nucleotides long. RefSeq names its product probable 28S ribosomal protein S25, mitochondrial (gene mRpS25). Gene Ontology annotation, molecular function: structural constituent of ribosome. The transcript has 2 exons. The coding region runs from base 90 to 593 and encodes 167 amino acids. Gene Ontology annotation, cellular component: mitochondrion. Lineage: Eukaryota; Metazoa; Arthropoda; Insecta; Lepidoptera; Noctuidae. The record is from RefSeq and is a predicted model, not a curated record.
UGACAGCUACUUUGACUUGCCCGUUUGAGGUUAUACCUCAGAGGUUAUAUUUGUAAUUGUUACCUAGAAAAUCGAAAAAACUAACCAAAAUGCCGUUCAUGAAAGGGAGAGAACCCAUUAGACGAACAUUGAACUACUUAAAUGCUGGCAGGCUCGUAUUAAAAGACAAAAUCAAGAUAUUUUCAGUAGCUUACAAUAUUAAUGGGAAAAACAAUCUUGGUGCGAAAGAGUUUGUAUUUUGGUAUCUACCACAGAUCCAGUAUAAGAAUCCUGAUGUACAAGUAGCUACUUUAAAGAAUUUAACUCCUUCUCCAUUUAUAAAGUGCUACUUUGAAGAUGGGAGAAAAAUCUUGGUUGAUGUAGAUAAUAAGUCGAAAGAAGAGAUUUUGGAGCAUUUAAUUAACACUGUUGGCAAAUCGAAAGAAGUUCUAGAUCAAGAAGCGAUUGCUGCAGAAAAGAAAGACAAUCCCGCAAACUUUGGUAUUGGAUGUGAACGUCCAUGUAUCUGCGAGGUCUACGGGCAAGUUCCGUGUCCCGGUGUAGUUCCUUUACCAAAGUUCAUGAGAGGAAAGUACAGGAACCAAGUUGAUUAGAGUAUUUUAUGUAGUUUGUUGAUGAAAAUGUUAAUAUUGUAAAAAUUUUUGUUUGUAUUCUACAUCCAUAUUCAAUAAUUUGUGUAAAAGUUGAAACAAAACAUUUGCCUUUAUUGAUAUUCUUGUCUUGUAGCAUCAUCAGUCUUACAUAGCCCACUGUUGAACAUAGCCACAGUUUUUUAUUACAUAAUAAUGUGACUUGAUUCCGUUACUUACAUGAAGAAGUUGUAGUUUGUGCUAUUUAAUUUAAAUUGUAACUAUUACAUUAGUAUUGGUUAAGUCUCCUAGUAUCAGAGUAUUUCCUGUUAUGAAUUUAUUCUUAUAAUAUUAACAUUUUCAAUAUUUGUGUUUAAUUGUUUUAAAUUAAGUAAUGUAGAUAGUUAUUUAGCUAUUAAAUGUAAUUUGUUGUAGAUAUUUAGGUCACCUAAAAGUUCUGUUUGAAUACUAAAAUGGAACUAUAUUUUUGUGAUAAAGGAAAUAUUUUCCUUUAAGCAUUUCUACCAGAAAAAGCCUGUCAAUAAAAUGGCAAUACCAAA